AGUAUAGUUACACGGAAGGUUGCAUCGUGGACGAUGAAUGACAUUCCAUCGGAGUCAAUGUUUUCUUAAGAAAAAGACCCUUAUGUUUUGAAUUUAUGAAAAGUGAUCGUUUAUGUGUAUUCUUAUAAUGUUUAUGAAUGCAUUCGACUUAUCAUAGUUAUGCACAAUGUCCAUAGACGGGAAAGGGGACAUCAAUGUUUUCUUUUCUUCAUCGCGAGUAGGCUUCGGGGAACCCCUACCUCCUACUUCAACUACAUCAUUGUUGACUUUUGCUGACUUGGUACUUGCAUUGGAUCACAAAAAUGCUCGCGAAACAGCUGUUUUUGAUACUUCCAAUGUUUACGGUGGUAAAACAGACCACACUUAUGCGUCAAGUGGGAUCAUCAGAACGACCCGUUCACAAACAGCCAAAGCGACAGUUCAACAUCAGCAACCUUCUUCUAAAGAAGAUGAACAAAGUAAAAGAGAAUCAGUUUCACAGAUGAAAUUAAAGUACAAUGAACAUCAAUUGUAUUCAGAGAGUUCUUCUACUGGUCAGACACUAUCCAGAAAUCUUUACUCAGAUAAAGAACCUGUGCAUUUGAAGAACAAAAGGUGCUCUUCAGUGGAGAAUAUACUAUUACCUACUUCUAGUCAAACCCACAUCAGUGCUGCUAAAGUGGCACCAAUAAAUAUAUUGAAUAAAACUUCUGAAUGGCAUGCGCUGUCCAGGAGUUCUCCUAGGAAAUCUUGUUCAUUUGAAGAGGUUAGCUUAGAUAGUAAAUCUAUUAUAAAAACAUCAAAAUCUACAGAAAAUGUCCAAAAGACAGGAGUAUCACAUACAUUACAUCGACUAGUGAAUGAUACUUUAGAGUUUCCCUGUUGGCCAAGAAAAGCUGACCAUACAUAUGCCACUGCAACAUGGGAUGGUACUGCAGCUAGUCACAGUCUUUUUGAGAAAGAAAUUCAUGAAGAAACAACAAAACAAAACUUGAUUGAAGAUCAUGAAAUGGAGGAAGUAACUAAUGAAUACUUGUUGCCCACAGUCACCGAGCAGCCAAUAACAGAGGCCCCUCUUCAAGAUUUUAACAGUUUCCAUGUUUCAGGUCUUAACCAGAAAGAUCAUACAUAUGUGAAGCCUAAAACUUUGUUUCCUUGUCAUUCUGAAGCAUUUGAUGAUACUUCUACAAGCUCUUCGGAGUUGACAGAAAAGCAUCAGUAUUCUUCUGCUACAUUCCCCCGGCAGAAAAUGCGAGAAGAUCACACAUAUUUUCAUAGUGGUUUAUCUCGUAAAGUUAGUGGCAGUGUUGGUGGUAGAGAAUGGUCAAGUGCUCAGACUGUGACGAAUCAACUGGCUGUUCCAGAUUUGCCAAUUGAGGAAACCUAUAGAUCUCUACAUUCAUUUACGCAGAGAAUAUCAACAAAAAAAGACCACAACUACUCAUCUUCCACCUGAAAGUGAACUUGUCACGAAUACAUCAGACAAUGAAUGAAAAUUAUAAUUGUUUUUCUUUGUCAAUACAUCGUCUUUCAACCAAGGCUUGUGAUUUCAAUCUUGUAUCCUAAGACAUGUACUACCCCUGAUGACUAGAUGUAGCUAAAAAUGCUGAACAAAUGCCUGGAACUGAUUAAAAUUACUUAACUUAUAAUUACUUUUUUUUUUUUUUUACAUAUUUGGUUUUAUCACUGUAAAAAUGUAUUUCUCAACACAUUUUCCUUAUGUUAAAUGUUAACAAGCUCAUUUUUAAUAGUUUUAAAAUAAGCCUGAAAUCAUUAUGAAUUUUCAGUAUCAUUCCUGAUAAUUACUCUUAAUUCAAUGUUAUUUUUUAAA
Physella acuta is the source of this 1810-nucleotide messenger RNA. RefSeq lists its product as uncharacterized. NCBI's taxonomy places the organism in Eukaryota, Metazoa, Mollusca, Gastropoda, Physidae. The record is from RefSeq and is a predicted model, not a curated record.